AUGUCCCCAUACAAGCUAGUCUAUGGCAAGGCUUGCCAUCUUCCGUUAGAGCUUGAACAUAAAGCAUAUUGGGCCAUAAAAGAAUUAAAAUUUUCUUUAAAAGAUGCUGGUUUGAAAAGGAAGCUACAACUCUGUGAACUAGAUGAACAUAGGUUGUUGUCCUAUGAAAAUGCCAAGCUCAAUAUAGAGAAAACAAAAAUUUGGCAUGACAAGAGAAUACAACACGGAGACUUGAGAGAAGGCCAACAUGUUCUUUUGUUUAAUUCUAGACUGAAGUUAUUCCCUGGAAAACUUAAGUCUAGAUGGUCUGGGCCUUUUCUUGUUUUUAAAGUGUACCCUUAUGGAGCAGUGGACUUGGUAAACCCGGAAGAUAACUCUAUUUUCAAGGUAAAUGGCCAAAGGGUAAAAGUGUACCAUGAUCCGGCAGUAGUCUCAGAACAGCACUCUGAGAGUUGUGCUGCUCUCUGCUAA
Molecule: messenger RNA, 471 nt
Organism: Cynara cardunculus var. scolymus (artichoke)
Lineage: Eukaryota; Viridiplantae; Streptophyta; Magnoliopsida; Asterales; Asteraceae
Exons: 1
Coding region: 1-471 (156 amino acids)
Source: RefSeq, a predicted model, not a curated record